ACUAAGCUCAGAGAGGCAUAUCCAUGUCCAUAAUGUCUUUCGUAGCUACGCCUCUUGUUACUUCAUCCCCUUGCUCUCGUCGCUCCGGGAAUUAUCACCCCAGCAUUUGGGGGGACCAUUUCAUUCAAUAUGCUUCAGAAUCUUCGGAAGGGACUGACGAAAUGGAGAUGGAGAAGCAGAUUAAAAUACUCAAAGAAGAAGUAAGGAAGAUGCUUGUGUUUCCAACUGAGAAGCCUGCAGAAAAAAUGAAUUUGAUCGAUGCAAUCCAACGUCUAGGUGUGGACUACCAUUUUGAACUUGAGAUUGACGAUCUGUUGCAACAGAUUCAUGACAGUUACAUUGAAAGUGGUACAAUAACUACCUUCGAAGAAAAAGACGACCUGAAUGCUCUUGCACUUUUGUUUAGGCUGCUAAGGCAACAUGGAUAUCGCAUUUCACCUGCUGUGUUUGAAAAGUUCAAAGAUGAGCAAGGCAAUUUUAUGGAAGAACUAACUACUGAUGUUGAGGGAAUGCUAAGCUUAUAUGAAGCUGCACAUCUUAGAGUUCAUGGAGAAGAUAUAUUGGAUGAGGCACUUAUUUUCACUACUACUCAUCUUGAAUCAAUGGCCGAUCGUUUGGAUUCAUCUCUUGCUACAAAAGUCAACUAUAGCUUCAAACACCCACUUCGUAAAAAUUACCCCAGACUAGAGGCUCGGCAUUAUAUUUCCUUUUAUCAACAUGAGUCUUCACACAAUGAAACCUUGCUCACCUUUGCAAAGUUGAAUUUCAACAUGCUUCAAAAGUUACAUCAAUGUGAAGUUGGAAAUGUUUCCAAAUGGUGGAAAGAACUAGAUUUUGCCAAAAAGCUUCCAUUUGCACGUGAUAGAUUGGUGGAAUGUUACUAUUGGAUACUGGGAGUGUAUUUUGAGCCAUACUAUUCUCUAGCAAGAAAAAUAACUACCAAAGUUAUUUGCUUCAUAUCAGUCCUUGAUGAUAUUUAUGACGUGUAUGGUACACUUGAAGAGUUGCAACUCUUGACCACAGCGAUCGAGAGAUGGGAUAUCACGUGCGUUGAUUUUCUGCCAGAAUACAUGAAGUUCUUUUAUGAGGCACUUUUAGAUAUUUAUGAAGACAUCAGGCAAGAAAUGACCAAGGAAGGAAGAGCAUUUUGUGUAAAGUAUGCCAAAGAUGAAAUGAAAAGGUUGGCGCAAGCCUAUAUGGUUGAGGCCGAGUGGUUUAAUAGCAAUUACACACCGACGAUGGAGGAGCACAUGAGCAACGCUCUAGUAACUGCUGCGAUCCGAACGCUCGCUGCCACGUCUUUCAUUGGGAUGGGAAAUAUUGCUACAGAGGAAGUCUUUCAAUGGCGUGAAGGACCUAAAGUCAUUAGCGCUUCAGACCUUAUUGGAAGGCUUGUUGAUGACAUCAUGACUAGCGAGCAUGAGCAAAAGAGAGGGCAUGUUGCUUCUGCCAUUGAGUGUUACAUGAAGCAGCAUGGCGUGAAGAGAGAAGAAGCCAUUGAUGAGUUAAACAAACAAGUGAUAAGUGCGUGGAAGGAUGUAAACGAGGAAUUGCUUAACCCCACUAAAUUGGCAAAUCUCAAUCGUACAGUUGAUGUGAUUUACAAGGAUUUUGAUUCCUACACUUUCUCUGCAGAAUCAACAAAGGAUCGCAUUACAUUUUUACUAAUAAAUCCAUUGGCUCUUUAAAAAUGUACAUCAACAAGAAUGUUCUAGCGAGAGAAGUUUAUGCUGAUAUGCCACUGUUAAUUAAUAAAGUUUGAUCAUGAGACUCAAAAUCCAAUGACUUGUGGGGCAAAUCGUUGCCCUUGUCUUGAUGUUGUUACCAUUUGGAUAAUCAUUUUAGCAUCCUCAUCGUGCUUGCUUGUAUAUCAAUGGUUCAUGAAACCGCAAUAUAUAAUAUUAUGG
Prosopis cineraria is the source of this 1907-nucleotide messenger RNA. RefSeq names its product probable terpene synthase 2. Gene Ontology annotation, molecular function: terpene synthase activity; magnesium ion binding. The record is from RefSeq and is a predicted model, not a curated record. NCBI's taxonomy places the organism in Eukaryota, Viridiplantae, Streptophyta, Magnoliopsida, Fabales, Fabaceae. Gene Ontology annotation, biological process: diterpenoid biosynthetic process.